AUGGCUGCUCGCUACGCUAAGAGGGGCGCUACCCCUGCUGGUAGGGGAGGGACUGCCGCUGUGCUGGUGGCGCUCCUCAUUGCAUCCCUGGCGGGCACGGGGCCUGACCUGGUGGCUGCGGCAGGCACGGCUGCUGAAGUCGCACACCGGCGAGCUCUGCGCCAACAACAGCCGCCGCCAAGCGCACAGGCGACGUCGCAGGCCUCUGCCUCCUCAAACGCCGGCCAGGCGGUAGCGGAUGCGCGGUCCUUCGCGCAGGUUGCCGGAUCAGGCAACGCCCAGGCGCUUUCCCAGGCCAUCGUGGGUGCCGGCGGCGGCGGCGCCGGCGGCGGCACUGGCGGCGCAGCAGCACAAGGACUUGCCAACGCCGCUGCGCAGGGCGGAACGGCGCAGAACACUGCGGCACAGGCCAUCGCUCAGGCGUCCGCCGAGUCCCAGGGAGCCGCCGCCAACACGGUUGCUAACGCGCUGGCGGCUGCCCAGGGUCAGGGCAGCUCGCAGGCCCUGGCGCAGGCACUGGCCCAGGCCGCCUCGCAGAGCCCCAACGCCCAGCAGGCCGUGGCGGAAGCGAUUGCGAAGGCUGUGAGCUCCGGAACCGGUUCUCAGGCUGCGGCUCAGGCGCUGGCGCAGGCAGCUGCCUCGGGAGGUGGCUCGGCGAAGGCGGCUGCGGAGGCCAUUUCCAAGGCCGCCGCCAGCUCCCCCUCGGCCGCCGCCACGGCCAUCGCCCAGGCCCUUUCCCAGGCUCAGCAGACGGGGGGCGCGGGUCAGGUGCAGGGAGUGGGUAACGCCCUGACGCAGGCCGUACAACAGGGAGGGCCAACCACCGCAACCGCAGUGGCGCAGGCGUUUGCGCAGGCGGUAUCUGCCGGCAACACCACUGCCGUCGCCAAUGCCAUCGCCAGCGCCGCCGCCUCCGGGGGAUCAUCCGCCACAGCGCUAGCACAGGUCUUGGCAGCGGGUUAUGCUGCGGGCAGCGGCACCACCACCGCCAUCGCUCAGGCUCUAGCUCAGGCAUAUAGCCAGAACCCCAAUGCGGUGUCCAGUGCCAUCGCCCAGGCUCUGGUUCAGUCUAACGGCAACAACUCCGCCGUAGCGGGCGCGGGUGCGGCUGCAGCUGCCGCCCUGGCCAGCGGCACCUCUUCCGGGCUGGGCGCUGCGUACGCUCAGGCCCUGGCUCAGGCGGUUGCCAGUUCUGGAUGUGGUGGGGUGGCCAACGUCCUGGCAGCUGCCCAAGCCGCCGCCGCCUCGUCCGGUACCGGUCAGGCCGUGGCUCGGGCCCUGGCGCAGUCUUCUGCGGUGGCGCAGUGCGCCCCUCAGUCAGGGGGCAGCGCCAAUGCCAAUGCCAAUGCAGUCGCGCAGGCAGUUGCCGGUCUGGGCAGUGCAGUUUCGGGUUGAAAAAGACACUGCGGCCCGUGUGAAAUGGUUGACAGGAAGGGACAAAACGCACCGACCGCAAAACGUGUGUUGUUGUUAGGUGCAGAGCAAUCUAUCAAGCAUUACAGCAGUUGUCGUUGUUGUUGCGGCAUGCUAAAAAAGAUUGUGUCGGCGCCUUUUCGCCCUGAGAGGUUUUGCAUGAACUGGUUCAAUUGGACUAGACAUGCAUGGGAAGUAUCUAUCAGGAGUAGGUUCACCAUCAACACCACCCGAAAGAAGAUGCGUGAAGGGUUUGUAUUAAUGACCACCUUUUCAUGUGGGUUGCAAGUGGAUAGGGUAAAAUCGCAAGAAGCGCGGUGUGGUAUAUUACAAUUGUUUGAAAACGCAUAUGAUCCGCGCGGUCGAUGUAACGCUUGCCGGUGCCGGUGUCCUGGAAUUAUCCAGAGGUGUGAAGUUGUACUCUAGGAAUUGCGCCGCCUACCUGUGUGUGUGUGUGUGGUUAGUGGAUUACUGCCGACAACGUGAGAUUGCUGGAUGUCGAGAUUCGGGGAACUGAUGAAACCGGGUUCGAACGCAUGACG
Volvox carteri f. nagariensis is the source of this 1955-nucleotide messenger RNA. RefSeq lists its product as uncharacterized. Bases 1 to 1395 code for a protein of 464 amino acids. NCBI's taxonomy places the organism in Eukaryota, Viridiplantae, Chlorophyta, Chlorophyceae, Chlamydomonadales, Volvocaceae. The record is from RefSeq and is a predicted model, not a curated record. The transcript is spliced from 11 exons.